GGCAUAUUCUAAGAAAUGUCUUCUGAUUUUGUAGGAGAAAGAACAAUGAAUCCGGAGACUCAAUCAUCGUUAUCGCAAUUAGAAUCUAACAACAGUAAUCACCUCGUAGAGUCUACCACUCAACAACCAAAGAAAAAAAGACAAGGUCCCUUUCGAGGUCCAAGCAGAGCACUUAAAUAUAAAAAGUUGAGAAGUGUGCAACCAGGAAAGGUCAAAGUUCGUAUUCCAGCAGCUUUGGGAGCUAUUGUGGGCGAUCGUGCAAAUCAAUUUGUGGCCGAAUGUGCUGAUUGGGUGAAAGAAAUAUGCCCUCUUAAUGUUACAAGUUGGAAUGACAUGCCUGAAGAAGCAACAGAUCGAUUGUAUAGUAGGAUUAAGGCUAAGUAUGACUUCAGUGAAGCUGACGGUACACACAUUGAUAAAGCAUUAAGGAUUCAAUGUUCUACCCUUUACAGACAUCGGAGAGAAAGGCUGAAGGCGGCCUAUUUUUCAAAGAGCAGAAAUUUGAAAGAGGUGGAGCGUGCCUGCCCAGCAACAAUUGAUCUUGCUCAAUGGAGGUGGCUUAUAUAUAGCUAUUGGAACCUUCCUAAACAGAGGGAAAGAAGUGAAAAGAAUAGGGCGAAUGCUCUUUCAAAGAAGAUCCGGUCAGCUUGUGGUGCCAAAUCAAUAGCUAGGACAAUUUAUGAAUUGGAACUUGAGGCAGAGGCAGGUAGUAAUGAGCGUGAAGAGGAGAACGAGGCCACAAAUGCAUCUAGUUCAAAUGCAACUACAUCAACAACACAAGCUAAUGGCGACCCUAUGUAUUUGAAGCUAUGGGAGAAGACAAAGAGGCACAAAAAUGGAAAGUUUGAUGACGAGGCUGAAAUUAAGUACAACGAGUUUAAAAAGUUGCAUGAGAAAGAAGUUGGAGAGACAGGUGCAGACAAUGUUUCCGUAGAUGUGGCCUAUGAAAAAGUUCUUGGAUAUCGUUCAGGUUAUGCACGGGGGUUAGGUAAAGGUCACCCGGUGUUGUCCAAGGACGAGAAGAAAGGAAGGGCUGAGUUGGAAGUAACUGUAGUGCAACUCCAGAAUGAGAACAACACGAUGCGAGCUGAAUUUGAGCAUCAUAAAGCUGAAACUUUGAGAAAGGAAAAUGAAGCUAAGAAGAAACAAGAAGAACUGGAACAGAAGCUUAAGUUAAUCAUGGAGAAAAUUGGCCUUGAAUCCUUGACAUAAAGAGGUUCAAAUUCUUUAUGCCUGUAAGCUGACAUUGUUAUGCUGCCUGUAAGAUGUUAACAAGAUAGCCAAGGAUCAGAGAAAGAAGGGAGUCUAGCCUAAGACACCAAGUCUUGUCUUGUGAAACUAUAUACUCCAUUACUCCGUACUUUACUUCUCAUGCAAAAUGCUUGUGACAGUAGUAUAUUAUAAACUUUACAGUUCACAGUGUCGUUUUCUUGAUCAAAUAUUUUAUAUUUUGUUUGGACAAGUUGAUUUGAAUCCUUCAUCCAUCAAAUUUGUAAUAUACGCCUGAGCUUAGG
Messenger RNA from Spinacia oleracea (spinach), 1514 nucleotides. RefSeq lists its product as uncharacterized. The transcript is spliced from 7 exons. NCBI's taxonomy places the organism in Eukaryota, Viridiplantae, Streptophyta, Magnoliopsida, Caryophyllales, Amaranthaceae. Bases 16 to 1212 code for a protein of 398 amino acids. The record is from RefSeq and is a predicted model, not a curated record.